AAUGAAAAAGGAGCAACCAAAUAAUUACAAAAGAUAAUUGGAGUAAUAGCAUAAUUCAUUAUUAUAAGUCUAGGGCUAUGCCAAAUUAUAUAAUGUUUGAUGGUGAAGGCAAUUAUGGAAGAAAAUAACUGUAAGGUAAUUUCCAAAAACGAAGUCAUAGAUCACAAAAAUUUGAAAGUUUAAAUAAAUUUACAAUGGAAAGAAGAGGACAAUAUUGAAGAAUAGAAUAAGAAUUAUGAAACUGAAAAUAAGCAAAUCUUACCUAAAAUUUUGAAUUUAAAAGUUAUUUUUAUGUGUUAUAUUAUAAGAAGUCCUAGGAUGUUGAGCCAAUGAAGGUAGCAAUCAGUUUAGGUAGUAUUAUAUUUUUAGAAUUUAAGAACAUCAUAAGAGAUUUGGUAAAUAUAGUAUUAGAUAUUUACAAAAAACUAAUCCUUUUGGAAGUAAGGAUGCUAUGGAAGGUGAUAAAUUUGAAGUAAGUUCAGCGAGAUAUGGCAAAUUCUAUACAAAUGAGAGCGACCAUAAAAAUUUAUUACGAGAAUUUGAUAAUAAAUACUGCGUCAUCCCAGUCUAAUAACCUAUAUUAAAGUAUCAUAGUUUGAAAUCAUCAUUAUUCAAUAAUAAAAAUUAAUGAGAGGAUUUAUAAUACGCUUUGCAUUUGCUGAAUAAGUCUCCAUCCAAUCUCAGACUUAUUUAAAAAGAUCAUACAAGGAAGCUACUGUAGAAAUGGCCACAAAUCCAAUCAAUCCAUAUCACCAAUGGUUUAUCAAAGUAAUCUUAAAUUUUAUAUUUUUAGCUUGAUGGAAAAAGUAUAAAGACUCAUCAACGUAACAUAUUGGCAGUUCCUUCUCCAUAAUUAGCUGCCUGCAUUGCUUCAGAAUUCAAUCGUCAAAAAGAAUACUUAAGUUUCAAACAAAUGCCACUUUUAAUGCUUGCCAGAAAUGCUAUUGAUUUAGAUUACGAUGCAACCAAUAGAGAAUACAUUGAAAAAACUAUUAUAGGUCAUUUAGAAAAAGAUGUUGUUUUGCAUCGUAAAAACCAAAAAUCAUAACUUCUAUAAAUUCAGUAACAAUAAUUGGAUCCCCAAUUAAAACUAUUCAAUUCUAAAUUUGGAAUGGAUAUUUAAUCUAAUGAUGGUGUACAAAUUGGAUCAUUAAGCUAAUAAAAUAUAGUGAAAAUUGAAUCCUUAAUCAGAGGAUUAAAUAAUUGGUAAUUAGUAAGUCUCAGUUCUUAAGCAGGUAUAAAAUUAAUAUAAUUUUAUUAGAUAGUCUAAAAUCAUGUAUAUUGGCAAUUCAACUAUCCUAUGGUUAAGUUGAUUUGGAUAAAGCUUUGUCUCUAUGUGAUAUUGAAAAUUAAUUUAAUAAGAAAAUCAUUGAAAAUGAAAAUCCAUAAGAAUCAGAUAGUGAAGAUAACUUAAUUUCCAUUAAUGUAAAAGCUGCACAACUAUUCUCAUCGCUAAUUUAUUCCUAAAGUAUCCUCUAUUGA
This is a messenger RNA of Paramecium pentaurelia, 1482 nucleotides long. The record is from the annotation of a GenBank genome assembly. Lineage: Eukaryota; Ciliophora; Oligohymenophorea; Peniculida; Parameciidae.